This is a messenger RNA of Symbiodinium necroappetens, 3742 nucleotides long. The record is from the annotation of a GenBank genome assembly. NCBI's taxonomy places the organism in Eukaryota, Dinophyceae, Suessiales, Symbiodiniaceae.
AUGGCUAUGAGUCCGCGCACGCCUAUCAUGGUCGGCAUACAGUAUUUCUACACCGCACUCUUCUGUGUAGAGCUUGGCCUCCGCGCAGCUGCUUACGGCAAGGAAUAUUUCUGCGCGCAGGACUGGGCGUGGGCAGCCCUCGAUGUUUUCAUCGUGCUUACUUCCCUUUGGGAGGUUUUCGUAGAUACCUGGUAUGCUCUCGUCGAUGACGGUUCGACCAGUAUAGACAAUUUCGGAGGCCUUGCCGGCCUCAGAGCUUUCAGGAUUGUGCGAAUCACGCGCAUCGUGAAGACCGUCCGCCUGAUGCGCAUCUUCCGGUUUGUACUGGCAUUGAGGACACUUGUCUACUCCAUUCUUCACACUUUGAAGGCUUUGUUUUGGGCAUUGGUGCUGCUUUUUCUCAUUGUCUAUGUGUUUGCGCUCAUCUUCACACAGGCUGUUAACGGUCACCUUCACGAUCCUGAAGCUCCACAGCUGCCCGCAGCAGAGCUCGAAGUAAGUCUGACCUUCUACGGCACUCUGAUUGACACAAUGGCCAGCCUCUUCAUGAGUGUGACAGAUGGUGUGAGCUGGGAGAAAAUUUACCGGCCCCUCCACCUGAUCUCGCCGUUAUGGAGCUUCCUUUUCCUGUUUUAUGUGUGUUUUGUGUACUUCGCGGUCCUCAAUGUGCUGACGGCAGUCUUCUGUCAGAGUGCCAUCGAGAGCGCCGAGAACGAUCACGCGACGGCCGUGCAGAAUAUGAUGGCCAACAAGGAGAUGCACUUGAAAAAGAUCCGGGCUCUCUUCAGCCAAUUGGGCAACGAAGAGUCUGGCGUGAUCACCUUCGGCCAGUUUGAGUCCAAGAUCCACUCGCCAGAAGUCCGCGAGUACUUCGAGACUCUCGGCUUGGAUGUCGAGGAUGCUUGGAGUUUCUUCAAACUCUUGGACCGGGACGGUGGCGGAUCGGUUGAAGUGGCCGAAUUCCUGAAGGGCUGCCUGCGAUUCCGAGGUCAGGCCAGGGCUAUAGACAUUGGACAGCUGCUUCACGAUCAGGGAUGGCUACUGCGACACCAAAGCAGAUUCCACACCUACAUGGAAAUGGAGCACCAGAAGCUGAAGAAGCAGAUCUCCUCCUUAACCGCUAUGCUGACGACCUCGUUGGAUCUCAAGCCGCGGCAGAAGCCAGCGCGGUCGGGGAAAGAGCUGGGCGAGCAGGGCCAGGUGGCUGCUCGACGAGGCCGCGGAGCUGCGAGCGUCCUCAAGUCAGUUAAUGCUGGAAGCCGGUGGCCUUCCGCGGGCAAAGGGGCCGCAGCUCGCUUUAGAGGCUCAGAAGGUGUUACUCUCUGGACUCCGGGUGGAUAUGAGAAUGCUGAAGUUUGUCGAAUCCGAUCGUCUUGCUGUAGGUCAGAAAAGUUGACAAUGACGUGCGCACACCCGCACAUCACAGUUGUCAAAGCCAAGACCGAGGAUGUGGCAAGCCCUUCUUCCGCAGCACAGGCGGCUUCGAAAGUGGGUUCCUGGUCCCUGCAGCUGGAGCUGCUUGAAUCCCUGCGCAUGCAGGAGAUUGUGCCGGAAAUGAAGUGCUGCGGCGCGGCCCUUGCUGCGGUCGGCCGUUCCGGCCCCUGGCCUCAUGCCAUGCACCUGCUAAGAUAUCUCGCUGAGCGAUCACUUGAGUCGAACUCCGUAAUGUGCACCGCCGCACUUCGAGCAUGUUCCACCGGCCAGUCCUGGUUGCUUGCAUCGCAGCUUUUCCACGAGAUGCAGCUCACCAACACACCACCGGACGAGGUGACCUUCGGUUCUCUCGCCUGCCAGGCUCAGACAGAGCCACCUUGGGCGCGUGUCGCGUCCCUCCUUUGGCACGUGCGCAUGGGCGGAUUGCGGGCGAAUCUCGUACUGCAGAACACCGCCAUCACCGCGUACCAGCGUUGUGGGCAGUGGCGAAGAGCGCUGCUGCUACACUCGAGCUUGUCAAGCAGAGCGCUUGUGCCGGAUGCAAUCAGCCACAACAGCGCCAUCUGCGCUUGCGAUGAGGGCUCUAAGUGGGAGCCUGCUCUCGUGAUGCUGAAGUCCAUGGGCCCUGUGCGACCAGAUCAGUUUUCCUUCACAGCCGCGGGCGCGGCAUGCGGCCGGGCCACGGCCUGGGCGGAGGCCCUGGUGAUGAGCGACGCUCGAAGGUACCGCUUGCAGCUCUCUUCAAUGAGCUGCAGCGCGGCCAUCAGUGCAGCUGCCAAGCAAAGCCACUGGCAGCUGCCCUUGAGUUUGCUAUGUGCCGCUGCAAAGCCCAGUGGUGCCAUGUACAGAGCUGCUGUCGACGCAUGCGAUCGCGCGGGCUUUCCGCAGCAUGCCCAGGCAGUACUUAUCGACUCCGAGCUGAACGGAGCCCACAGUUCUCCGACAUCCUUUUGUUGGGCGUUGGCCCGACUUGGCGUUAACGAACCGGCUGUCAUCCACGCUGCCCUGGCAGAAGCCUUCUCUGCCCAGAAGCAACAUUUGAACGCCGUGGAUGGCUUGCCAUUGCUUCUUUGGUCCUGCACAAUGCUUGGUGCAAAAAACGAUCGGUUCCAAUUAAGCGUAGCUGAGGAGCUGUUGCGGCAUCGCGCCGCAGUAUCCACCGACGACCUCCUUCUUGCAGCUUGGGGCGCGCCACCUGCAGCACACAUCUUCGAGCAGCUUCAAUCGGAGAUGGUGCUCAGGCUAGAGAGAUCCAGUGGCCCGGAGCAAGGCGACUCCUUUGCCGAGGAUGUCCUGGGCAUUGUUAGCGCUUCUGCGGCUGCCGGAUUUUUGAGUGCUUCGUUCUCCCUGGUGGCAAAGCGCUGGCUGCGCAGCCUCGCUAUGCGGGCAGCGAGGUUGGCAUCUCCCGCAGCUGCCCGCCCACCCCCGCCGAAUCCGGGCCAGCAGCCGCAGGUCGUGCUGGAUCUGCCCCAGGAAGCGUGCAUCCUCAAGCCUCCAGGCUGGGAGGUCUACGAUGACAAUGCUGACUAUCAAUUGUCAGACUUCGUGCGGAGCCGAUUUGGUUGCAGAAUUGCGAACGACCUCAGGUGCCGCUAUGGAUUCUUGCAUCGCCUCGAUGUGCCGAGCUCGGGACUGAUUCUGGCAGCAAAAACGCAUGAGUCCUAUUACGAUCUCCACUUCCAGCUGGCAGCCGGGCAGAUAUCACGGAGCUACGUAGUGCUUUGCCACGGCUUCGUCUCUAAAGGGCGCCGUGUCCUCACUGCCUCUGUGUCCUGGCGCCGUCAGGGUGAGGCGAGGCCCUCCGCAGCGGGCGGGCGUGGCCGGCCAAGCUUCGCUUCACUUGAAGGCGGCGUACACGGUGUGCUGCAGGUCAGGGCCGUCAGCCGCCUCAGCCUGUGCAUAUCGACGGGUCGCCGUCACCAACUCAGAAGUCAGCUCGCACAUGUUGGCCAUCCCGUCGUCCGUGAUGCACUCUACUCCAGCCAGUGGUCGUUCGUGGCGGAUGCCGACUUCUGCCAGCGGAACUGCUUGCACCGCUCAGGUCUUGGCUUCCACGACAUGCGAGGCCAGCCGCGAUACGCCCGAGCUCCGCUGCCUGAUGACCUCCGGCAGUCCUUGAGCCAAGUCAGACUGCUGCGAGAGUGGUCCUGUGAAGAGAAAAAGGCCUUCCUGGAAUUUGCUUCCGCUGCCUCGCGGCGACGAGCCCAUUCAAAGAAUGAGGGCUAUGCGGGCUCCUCCCAGCUGAUGCUCAUACCGAGUAACGAGAUCGGCGUGAACACAGCGAAACAGGUGCCUCGCUUACUGUCAG